Molecule: messenger RNA, 2515 nt
Organism: Phycodurus eques (leafy seadragon)
Lineage: Eukaryota; Metazoa; Chordata; Actinopteri; Syngnathiformes; Syngnathidae
Gene: slc68a1a
Product: major facilitator superfamily domain containing 13A
Exons: 9
Coding region: 429-1961 (510 amino acids)
Source: RefSeq, a predicted model, not a curated record
GGUACACCCUGAAUUGGUUGCCAGCCAAUCGCAGGGGGGAAAAAGGCCCAAAACAAUUAUUUAAUGUUCCUCACAGGAGUUCGCAGCAAGGGUGAAUGGAAAGCCCACAGCCGGUUCAACGACACUGCCGCUGCGGCUUCCGUCACCGACGUGACCGGAGCGCCUCCUCCACAUUGCUCGGAAAAUCUCCCCACCGCAAACCAGCCGCUGUCGUCCCGGCGACGAGAUGCCACGCCGGUGUCGACAUGACGUGGACACCCGGCCUUCCUUGCUGGUUCUCGUCAGCUCGACGUGACGAGUCUCCGCUUCCGUAAAGCGAACAAGGACCCUCGAAGAUAGCGUUCCCGUGAAUACAAUUCUACUGGGUGUCGCUAUGAAGAGGCGGUGACCAGCUUGUGGUUGUUUGACGGGUGGGUGGGAAAGGAAGAAUGGGCCGGAGUGCGGCAGGCUGCUGGUACAAUGGCGUCAUCGUCGUCCCCACCGCCGUGCUCUACGGUUCCUUGGCCCUCUUCACCUCCGUCCUGCACAAUGUCUUCCUACUCUACUACGUGGACACCUUCGUGUCCAUAUACAAGAUCGACAAAGUCUCUUUUUGGCUGGGAGAGACCGUGUUCCUGCUGUGGAACAGUCUCAACGAUCCUCUCUUCGGCUGGCUGAGUGAUCGCGCCUUCCUCAGCUCUCCUCAGAGCGGCUCCCAGGUGACGUCUCCAGAGGUGGUCCUCAAGCGGCUCCACGCGCUCUCGUCUAGCGGGCCGCUCUUCGCCCUAUCCUUCCUGGCCUUCUGGGUGGCGUGGGCCAGACCGGGCCUGCAGUUCCUGCUCUGCCUGUGCCUGUACGACGGCUUCCUGACCAUGGUGGACCUCCACCACAGCGCCCUCAUGGCCGACCUGGCCGUUUCGGCCGCCGACCGCACGCGCCUCAAUUUCCACUGCUCGGUGUUCAGCGCCCUGGGAUCCUUCUCCGUCUUCCUGUCCUACUCCUUCUGGGACAAGGAGGAUUUCUAUGCCUUUCGACUCUUCUGUGUGACUCUUGCCACCUUCUCCAUCGUGGGCUUCUUCCUUGUUACCCGGUUGUUACAGCGACGCUUUCAAAAGAAAGUUCGCCCCAGACUGGAUGAGGCGCACGCGCUCGAAGAGCUGAGUGUUGGCGACGCCCCCCUCACCUCGCCAGAGCGGCCCGUCACCAUCCGGCAGUACCUCAAACAGCUCUCCAGACACAAAAACUUCAAGUGGUUUGUCACCAUGAACCUCCUCCAGGUGUUUCACUGCCACUUCAACAACAACUUCUUCCCUCUCUUUCUGGAGCACCUGCUGUCAGACAACAUCUCCGCCUCCACAGGCUCGAUCCUCCUCGGCAUCUCCUACGUGGCACCGCACCUGAACAACUUGUACUUCCUGACACUGUGCCAGCGCCACGGCGUCUACCAGGUCAUCCGCUGGCUCUUCAUGCUCAAGCUGGGACUGAGCGUGGCCAUGCUGCUGGCGGGCGCCGACCGUGUCUAUUUGCUUUGCAUCUUCAUCGCCAGCAACCGAGUGUUCACGGAGGGAACCUGCAAGCUGCUGAAGCUGGUCAUUUCUGACCUGGUGGACGAGGACUUUGUGGUCAACCGGCGACAGCAGGCGGCGUCAGCUCUGCUCUUCGGCAUGGUCGCCCUCCUCACGAAGCCCGGACAGACGUUUGCUCCCCUCAUCGGCACCUGGCUGCUGUGUGUCUACACGGGCUAUGAUAUUUUCCAAAGGGAACCGGUCAAGGACUCCACUGUGGACGUGUCCUCAGGUGCGGGGUCGCCACCGCUGCGCUUGGGCUGCUUCCACAUGCUGGUGUUUGUGCCCAUCACCUGCGCCCUGCUGCAGCUGGCCGCCUGGUCGCGCUUCACGCUGCACGGGCGCAAGCUGCAGGGAAUCAAGAGCUCCAGGCAAGGUGCCCAAAAUGGCAGCAUGGUGGACGUCAAGACCAUAUAACGUGGACUUAGCCGAGCAGCACACAGACACUUUUUUUUUUUAGCUGUUGUCUUUUCGGCUUCCUGGAAGUCGAGGCCUAGAAAAGAAAACGCAGCACAAUGACUGCUCUGCUCUUUGGGGUGCAUAUUUUGAAUAAAUGACACCUGCCUUAUUUUUAAACAGAGUUUUACAUUGUAUUUAUACCGUAACAGGUGACUACAGAAUUAAGAGGACCAAGACAUAUUAUGCCAACUAUCGGUUCAUAAUGAACAUCCACUUGGUUCUAACAUCAGGGGAAGAAUACAAAUCUUUGUAUUUAAAUUGUAUUUGUAUUUUUGUCUUUAAACAGUACUGAAAUUAAUGAAGUCCGUGGGGUUAUAGUUUACAGAAAGCGUUGAAGUAUGUGUUCAGAUACCACUGCCGUUUUGCCUUGUGAUCACGGUGACCAACUUCAUUGAGCACUGCCACGUUUUAAUAUUUGAGAUUUGAGCUCGACUAUCAGUGAUUAAGCUUUUUGUCAACUUAAGAGAUUUUAACUUCGAAUGUGUGCCAUUGCCCCAAAACAAUAAAAUCUC